This is a messenger RNA of Lecanosticta acicola, 957 nucleotides long. The record is from the annotation of a GenBank genome assembly. NCBI's taxonomy places the organism in Eukaryota, Fungi, Ascomycota, Dothideomycetes, Mycosphaerellales, Mycosphaerellaceae.
AUGGCCGGAAGUAAGCAAACUUCAACCGCUCUACUCACUGAACACUUCCGCUAUACGCCCCUCACACUCCUCGACGACAUCAUCAAUGUCGUGAACGAAAUCGCCUUUCGCGCCGUGAACGCGAUCGAAGAAGGCUUCGGCCACACAACGGCCGAGCAGCUCGGUUUCUCGCCCUCAUCCACCAAGAAUGGCACCAAGGCAGAACUCGCAGAAUUGAAAACGAACGAAAUCGACAACGGAAUCGUAAAACUCGAGUCCCUCCUUAACGCGACAAUAGACAAGGAUUUUGACAAGUUUGAGAUCUACACGCUAAGAAAUAUCCUAGCGGUGGGGCAUGAAGAAGAUGAUAUCGCGAAUUGGGUGAGACUGGAUCACUAUAAGGGAGUGGAUCUGGUGAAUGCUGCGGAAUUGAAGGCCCCGACGCCGGAAGCGGUGCAGUUGCAGAGGAGGAAGUUGCAGGAGACGAUGAAGUUGAAUAUAAUGCUGAAAGCGGAGGAAGCGAAGAACGCUGCUAUUCUCAAGCAACUGAGCGGGCUGAUCGAGAAGGGCGGAGAAGGAGGGGAGGGAGAGGAGGCCCCAUUUGCUUUCCUGAAAGCCGCGGCGAAGGAGGGGAAUGCGGAAGGAAACUUGACGCAGGAUACGCAGGAUGCUUUGGAGCGCAUACCCGCUCUGCGGCAGCUUUUGUCACAGAUGCAGGAGGCGAUGCAAGCUAUUCCUAAUGCUCGACACGGGAGGUACGAGGAUGAGGAUUCUGCUGAGGCGAGGAGGCGGAGAUAUCUGGAGCACCAGAGCCGCAGAGCACUAGAGAGGAAAGGUAUUGACCCGGACUCGUCAGCUGGCGCCUCGCUUGCUGCCGGCAGAAAGAUGGGGAGAGACGAGCUGGAAGGGAUCGAGAGUGUGGUACAGGCUUUGGGAGGCGCUUCGAGAACCAAAGAGCAGGAAGAUGAUGAGAAAUGA